Molecule: messenger RNA, 4215 nt
Organism: Saccostrea cuccullata (small rock oyster)
Lineage: Eukaryota; Metazoa; Mollusca; Bivalvia; Ostreida; Ostreidae
Product: zinc finger and SCAN domain-containing protein 2-like
Exons: 3
Coding region: 1022-3865 (947 amino acids)
Biological process (GO): regulation of transcription by RNA polymerase II
Molecular function (GO): DNA-binding transcription factor activity; RNA polymerase II cis-regulatory region sequence-specific DNA binding
Source: RefSeq, a predicted model, not a curated record
GUACACUGCAAGCAGAAGAUGCAAGUGGAAUUUGAUUAUACUCGAGAUUGUUUUUAUUGUAGCAUAUGGAUUUUUUCUUUGGAAAAUUCUCGGAAACAUUUGUGAAGGAAUUUGGAGGCUCUUCGCUGAUGUAUUAAGCUAGGGUAGGAAGGAUUUAAAUGACCACAUUAUGAAAGAGCAACGCAAUGUACAGCACACGGGCAGCUCCAAAGGCCAGGAUUGAUUUUUAACUAUUUACAAUCUCUCUUGCGUCCACUCAAAAAAAAAGGAAGAGAGGGGGGAAAAUUGGCAUUCGCCUUCAUCCAGUCCAUAGGAAAGACGUCCUUCUCACUGGAAAUGGUGUUAUGGUAUGGAUAUUUUUAGACUGACUAGUGACAAGUAUGUGUCACAACCUAAGUGUAUAGGUAAAAAAGAAUGGAGAGACAUUUAGAGGAAGUUGUAGGAAAUCAGAUUCAAUGACUGGGAUAGGAGUUUGUUUUUAGUGAAUGUGCACCCAGGUGUAUCAGUUUACUAUAAACAGUGCUUGCUACGUCAUCCCUCUUAAAAACUUCAACUGUUCACUUUAAUAGUAGAUAUGUGUGUAAGUGGCAUGUGCUGUGUACAGUGAAUUAAUAGAGAACUGGACAGGCCUUUUUACAGAACUAUGUAACAGGGGGCUGAGUGUUUACACAUCACAGUGGUUCAGAAUAAACCGGGGGAGUUAUUGACAACCUGUAUGCAAGUGACACAGAAAACGACCCAACAACAUGCUUCAGUGCAAUUCAUAUGCAAUCGCCUUUCAUUGAUGAAAUAAGCAGAUCAAUCACAGAGGAAGGGGGCCAGCCUGAGAGAUAAGCCACUCAGUAUGACAGAGCAGUAAGGGAGAUAGGCAAAAAGAGUGGUCACCUCACACCAGAAUGACCAGAAGGGCCAAGAAGAACUGGACACCAAUGUCCUUGAAGGUUUAUUUGGACAGAAGGAUGUGGAUACAUUUUACUAGUCACUCACACAGGUAAUAAAGGAAUCUUGAUCUUCUGGAUCUAUGGUGGUUCAAGGCGAACAGAAGAAAAAAACUUUAAAUCAGGGAACUGUUAUAGACUUUUAUAAGGAUAUUUAUUCUACAAUGGAUUUGAGUAAUAAAGCUCAAACGAGUGCUCAGGGAUUACUGGCAGCUGCUGCCUCCAGUAUGGGGGCAUUGAACUUCAGUCAGGGGGAUACAUUUAGGGGGGACAGCCCCCUGGGUGGAGGGCGGAGUGGGACAAACGAUUCAUUUCCAUACGGACUGAGUGGUGUUGCUAUGCCAAAUUACGGGUACCCUAGUGAUCUAUACCAAUUUACCUCAAACGGUUAUCCUCGAAAGUCCCGCACUUGCAGCUACUGUGGGAAGGUGUUCACCAGAUCCACAACAAGACGUUAUCAUGAGAAGCGCUGUCCUCUUCUUCGAGCGGCAGUCUGCAGCAUGGUACCUCAAGAGGACACGAAGAAACUUGGAGCCAGCACGGCAUCCGAUCAUAGCGCUUCAUGGCCUCUGUCAUCAUCUUUAUCGGAAUCUCGGAAAUCAGGGGAAUCUAAAGUUGUUCAGUCAGGGAAAAUCUCCAACUCACUUAACAAAUCAUUACCUCCUCUCAUGACCCCUCCCUUUUUAAUGGAUCGGAAGUACCUCAAAGAGAUGGAAUCCGCGGGGUACCCAGGAGUCAUUGUCAAAAAAGAAGCUCAGGAACAUCGUACAUCUCAGGGCAGCAAACUGUACGACGCGUCAUCUGAUCUCUCCUCCUCUCAUUACAUGACCGAGCCCCGGAGGUCACCUCACCUCAAGCGAAGCGAAACUCGGGGUCAUUCAGUGUCCCCUUACAGCACCUCGGCAGGACUGGACCUGUCCAAAUCCCCCUCAGGAGCCUCACAUGAUGAUGCCAGCUCAGUCACACACGAGGACCAAUAUCAAAGGGAACUCAUUCAGGAAGAACUGCAGAGAGAACAUGGAAAGGUGGAAAAUGGUCGGGAUGUAGAUACAGAAAAAGAUCUGGCAGCGAACGAGAGGAUGAAAAGAGGAGAGCGAAGUACACAGCCUGGUCAAGAUGAUUCAGACUUAAUGGAUAUUAAUGAACCUACCUCAAUGCCAGUGUCACAGGAUGCUUCUCUCUAUUCAGCAACAAAUGGCGAGAACAGGAUAGACUCAAAAGAGGGUGUGGAAGGAGGGGAAACCAAAUGUGAAAUCUGUGGUAAGAACUUCCCUUCAUCCUGGCAGCUUCAUGUACACAAACAGAUCCACACCAAAUUUAAGCCGUAUGCCUGUCGAUUUUGUGGGGACAGGUUCUCGAAGGCAGGACUGAGAAUUACCCAUGAAAGAGCUCACUUAGGAGAGGUUGCUUUUACUUGCGCUUUAUGUACAAUCUCUUUCAAUAGCAAAAGCAGCCUCCAACUACACAUCAAGAGCCAGCAUGCAGAGAGUCCUUGGACCUGCAAGCACUGCGGAGAGACAGUGGAAGCUCAGAAUGAUCUGAUCAGCCAUUUACAGAGUCACAGUCUAACCAAGGAGGAGCAGGAGUCUCUGCAGUACAUGCCUGGGGCCCCAGGAAGUGGUGACUAUGACGACGAUUCACUGGAAGAUGGAGAUGAAGAACAGGAGACAAUGGACUCUGAAGCCCUGUCAGACUCCAUCGAGGCCUCGCCAGAGAGAGAGGUUGAAAACCUGGAACAGACACCCAACUCCUCAGGACUGGCAGACUCGGACGAACCUAAGGAGAUGUGCAGUAUAUGUGGGCAUGAGUUUCCUGCAAGUCACAUGGCAUUUCAUAUGAAGGUCCAUGAAGGUCAAAAGCCCUAUAGCUGUCCUAUCUGUGGUAAAAGAUUUGGCUACAAAAACAACAUGAAAUCUCACAUUAAGCUACACGCAGGCAUCAAGCCUUACCAGUGCUCAAUUUGUGGAGCUAAAUUUACCCGAGGAUCAACCCUGCGCAGACACGCCCGUCGUCAUGGUAUAUCGGCUGAAAGCGUCUGGGACCUCUUUGUGAAAAACAGCGCAUCUUCUCAGGAAAACAUGCUACCACCUACAAACGGCAGCAACGGCACUCCUCUUAAAAACAACAGCAACAGCAUGCCUCUGCAUGCUUCACCAGAUGAGCGCAAGGAGGAAGUCGCUCCUUAUGCUGACUCAGCAUACAACAGUUUCUUCAACGCACCUACCUCAGUUGCAAUGUCAAAUGCAUUAUUUAUGAGUUACCAGAAUCACCAGGCGGCUGUUGCUGCAGCGGCCUCGUCAUUUCCGUCUAUUUUUAAUACCUCAUUACCGACCUCUACCUCAGAGAUCCCUCUCCGAUCCUCGGCCGGAUUUUUGGAGACUAGUCACCACACACCUCAAGCUGAUGCCCUCAACCUCAGCAUUCAAAAAGCAGAGAAAAUUAGAAGCAGUGAAAGUCAGGAAAACAUCCUCUCUCCUCCUACCUCAGAUGAAAAACCCUGGGCGGUAACAGGGUCAAGUGUUCUAAGGCCAUCUGUUACCCUGGCACCAGGAAUCAAAGCUAACUCAGUGGACAUUGGUAUUCAGGUUAAUAAAUGCUGCAAAAGCAGUCUAGAGCCACUCCCAGAAGAGGUAAGGAGUCCAAGUGAAGCCAGCGUUCAUUCAGAUCACAGCGGCUCCACCUACCAGCAGGUUUCCAGCUCAGGGUUAGACAACUCCACAGAGAGUAUAUCAACACUACUUGCCACUGGUAGGCUCUACAAAUGUGACCACUGUGAGUGCUACUUUUCGGAGUACGCAAUGUAUCGUAUUCACAGCAAGCUGCAUGCUCGAGGUGGAGACCAGAAGCCCUUCGCCUGCCCUGUGUGUGAUGAAAACUGCCAAGACAAGACUUACUUCUGCAUGCAUAUUGCAGAUCAUCUGAGAUAAAGCUCAGAUCGGUUAAAACGAACUAUAGUAUAUACCUCAACGUUCUGUAUUUUUCAGUGCAUUUGUGUAUUUUUGUUACAUUUAUCAUAUUUGUAUGAAUGUGUCAUAGUUAAGAAGGGUAAUAUGUAAAUGCCCCAGAUAUUUACAUUUUUUGUCAAUGAUAUAUGUAGUACCUCAUUCAAUUUUUUUUCUGAAGUGUUGUUGAGAAUGAUCUGUCAAGGGGAAUAACUCCAGUUUAUCUCUUCAUUAUUUGAUAUACCUCAUCUGUUGUGUGAAUUUGUGAUGUUUGUUGAUUAAGUAAGCAGCAAAACUAAUUGUUUAUUUAUGGUUUUUGUUAAUAUAUAUAUAUU